Messenger RNA from Nymphaea colorata (pocket water lily), 2522 nucleotides. RefSeq lists its product as uncharacterized. Gene Ontology annotation, molecular function: protein binding. NCBI's taxonomy places the organism in Eukaryota, Viridiplantae, Streptophyta, Magnoliopsida, Nymphaeales, Nymphaeaceae. The transcript is spliced from 9 exons. The coding region runs from base 94 to 2268 and encodes 724 amino acids. The record is from RefSeq and is a predicted model, not a curated record.
UGUGCUUCGCGUUUGCAGCUUCCGUGGAGUAGGAUUUCCCAGUGGCAUAGAGGAGCGGGUGAGGGGAGAAAUUGUUUUUUCCCGGCAAUUUCAAUGACGUCUAAUGCUUCCCGAAGUCUUCACGUGGAGGGUGAACCGGAAGCCAAGCGACCAAAGGUCGCCGGCGACUCCAUGAUCUCCGGCGUUAGCGAACGCGUCGAACUCAACCCUGCCGAUUGUAAUCUGGAUUUCAAUAUAGAACAAAAUGGUCUUCAAGGUCAUGCACUUUACGAUGGGGGAUUUGCUUACUGCUGGUCUGGUGCUCGUGCAAAUAUUGGAAUUACUGGAGGAAAAUACUGUUUUGGCUGUAAAAUUAUCUCCCAGCAACCAGUUGAUAUGGAGGACACGCCUCCUGAUCAGCAGCAUGUAUGUCGAGUUGGUAUUUCGAGAGGCGAUGAUAAUGUUGGAAGUCUUGGUGAAAGUGAACACAGCUUUGGUUUUGGUGGUACUGGUAAAUUUUCAAACUCAGGAAAAUUUUCAGAUUAUGGUACAAAAUUUGGUGUUGGUGACACUAUUGUCUGUUCCGUGGACCUUGAGAGCAAGCCGCUGGCCGUGAUUAGCUUUUCAAAAAACGGGCAGUGCUUGGGGACUGCCAAACAAUUUGAUGCCGGACCUAGGGGCCUACAGAUUAUAGACUCUGUGGCCAAGACACUGGCCUGGGAGUCAGCUUUGUUCCCACAUGUCCUCCUGAAGAACGUUUUGGUUCAGAUGCAGUUUAGUAUUGAAGACGGUUUGGUCCCAGAAGAAGGUUAUAAACCUUGGAAUUGUGCUGUCCAAGAAAGAAAUAUGAUAUCUGGGCCUACGUUCCUUGGUCCUGAAGAUCGUGAAGUAAUAAUGAUGGUAGGCUUGCCUGCCUCUGGAAAAACCACCUGGGCUGAAAAAUGGAUAAAGGAUCACCCAGAGAAGCGUUACAUUCUUUUGGGAACAAACCCAGCGCUUGAUCAGAUGAAGGUACCAGGGUUACUGCGAAAGCAUAAUUAUGGUGAGCGAUUUGAUCGUCUAAUGGAUAGAGCGACAGGAAUAUUUAAUACUCUGUUAGCAAGGGCUGCCAAGACUCCUAGAAAUUACAUUCUUGAUCAAACUAAUGUUUAUAAGAGUGCUCGGAAAAGGAAAUUAAAGGCCUUUAUUAAUUGUCGUAAGAUUGCUGUUGUGAUAUUUCCAACUCCUCAAAACCUGAAGAAUCGUGCAAAAAGACGAUUUAAAGAAAUGGGGAAGGAGGUGCCUGCUGAAGCAGUAAAUGAGAUGCUAGCCAACUAUGUAUUGCCAACAAGCAAGGACAUGCCAGGGACUGACGAGUUGUUUGAUGAGAUUCUCUUUCCAGAGUUGAAUCGGGAAGAUUCACAAAAAUAUUUGGAUGACAUGAAGCAUGAAUUAAGGUCCCCAUUGAAGCCAACAGACGUUUCUCCAUAUUCACGAGAAGGUUCUGUUCAGUCAUUUAGUAGAUGUGGUCCACCUAACAUGAUUAACACAGGAGCUCCUGGGUCUCCAAACUUUCAUUCACCUUUUCCACGUCCAGAUCCUAACUUUCCAUGUCCUCAGCAGGCAAGAUCAUAUUCUGGUCCUGAGUUGUAUGAAAGAUCCGGCCCUCCUCCUGGUGGAUAUAGUCCAGGUUUCUCCACUUCGAGUCAUGCAUUUCCAAGGGAUCAUCCGUAUGGCACCAGCUCCAGGUACGGUAGUUCUCUAGCAAGGGAUGACUCCUACGGUGGCUAUAGGGGCAGCGACACUUACAAUGUGUCAGGGUUUAGAAGUCCCAUGAGUUCCUUAUCAUAUGAUGGUCGAACUGGACCUUCUGGGGAUUUCAGACUACCUCAUGAGGGCCUGCCAGCGCAGACCAUGCCUCCAGUUCGUUUGCAAAGUCCAAGCCCUGUGUCUGCUGGUCCACCUCGAAUACAUUCAUACGGAGAUCUGCCCUAUGGUUCACCAUAUGGAACUCCACCUCCAAAGCGUCCAUAUCAAGAUUUCUCACCUAGAGAUUCAUAUUCUGGUCUGGUCCAUGGCACCCCUCCACCAACGCAUCCGUAUGGAGACAGGCCCUCUGGAUCUCCCUAUGGAGUUCAACCUCAAAGGCAUCCCUAUGGAGGUGUCCGCCCUGCUGGUAGCUUUGCAGGCUCUUCCCCAUACGAAGCUCCACCUCCAAGGCAACCAUAUGGUAAUGGGGGCUUGCCUCCACCAGUCGGCCGCUAUUCUGGACCAUACUCGUCCUAUACACGCCCAGACUCUAGUUUCUGAUAGCUUCUGCUUAGAGGUAUUCACAUGGUGCAUGUUUAAAUUGCCAAUUUUGUUGAGUGUAUAUUUAGCCGACUGAUUUGGUCGUUGUAUGUAUUGUAGUGUGAUGGCUACAGAUGUUUCUUUUACCACCUACCACCUGUUGUUCCCGUGUAGCUCGCAAGCACAUGUGCAUAUGGGCACCUGUAUUUAAGGAUACGGCCAACAGUUUAAUGUAUUUCAACAUGGCUAUUAAAAUGAGUUAGUUUGAUAUUAAA